Messenger RNA from Wallemia mellicola CBS 633.66, 3139 nucleotides. RefSeq lists its product as hypothetical. Gene Ontology annotation, molecular function: phosphatidylethanolamine N-methyltransferase activity. NCBI's taxonomy places the organism in Eukaryota, Fungi, Basidiomycota, Wallemiomycetes, Wallemiales, Wallemiaceae. Bases 93 to 2876 code for a protein of 927 amino acids. Gene Ontology annotation, biological process: phosphatidylcholine biosynthetic process. The record is from RefSeq and is a predicted model, not a curated record. The transcript has 4 exons.
UGUCCGCAGAAGAGAAGGCGGAUAGUGCGCUAAGAAAGCGCACAAAUGAUAAGGAAAUAAAAGAAACAUUUGACGUAAAUGCUGAUCAAAUUAUGGGGAAGACACCCGAUGGGACGCUUUUCAAUGUUCCUCCGACGUCAGACGUAAUUUCCUCGUUAUUUCAUCCGAAAUAUCCUAAAACACACGUUGAUAUCGUUACUUUGACUAUUUUGGGUCUCCAUGUAUUUGGUUUCUUCGUUUUACCCUUUGAAGUUAGCCAGAAGCUCUACCUCGGACUUUUUAUGUUCUGGCGAUUGGCAUACAAUGUCGGAUUAGGUAUUGUACUCUCAAAACAAUCAAAGCACCACUUUAUCGUCAAUUGGGUUAAGAAAAACGGUUUCUUGGACGCAAACAAACGUCCAAAAGUAAGAACAUGGGUGGAGAAUCAAAUAAAGACUAAAAUGGGUCCUGAGUAUAAGUUUGAUGAAUGUCCUGUUGAGUUCAAUACCUGGAUAUUCUUCAGACAUGCAGUCGACAUCAUUCUCCUUUCUGAUUUCGUCGCUUAUUGUUGUUUUGCGUGGUCACACUGCCGACUUCCAGAUGGACAUGGUGUGUUUUGGCACGCUCUACGCUGGUUUGCGGGUUGGACAAUGAUCCUUUUCAACUUGUGGGUCAAGAUGGAUGCACACAGGGUCAUUCAUGACUACGCCUGGUAUUGGGGUGAUGUAUUCUUCCAACAAAUCCAGUCACUCAAGUUUGACGGUGUAUUUGAACUCGCACCUCACCCAAUGUAUUCAAUUGGAUAUGCUGGCUUUUAUGGUCUCUCCUUGGUUGUUGGUAGCUACACAGUAUUGUUCGGUUCGUUGCUCGCCCAUGCUCUCCAAUUUGGAUUCCUACUCGCAUUCGAAAAUCCCCACAUUGAGCGUACGUACGGCCAGAAGAAACCGCUCGCAGCCCGUGUACCUCUACCCCUCCCUGAGGAUGUUCCAGAUGAAGAUAGCCACAGCAAUGACGAACUUGAGGAUAUAGCAGCAAAGAGAAAGUCAUCAAGUGCGUCAAUUAACCGCGUAGAAGGCUACCCAAAUGCUCCUAGCAACCUCCAUGACCUCGAGCAUAGGUACUUCAGCAGAGAUCUCAUCAUUUUCAAGAACUUCGAUAUAUUCCGCUCGAAUGACUUUUCAACCGCUUUGUUAGUCUUUUAUGCGAUAGUUGCAAGCUUCUUGCCAAAUUUCAAACCUACUACUAGCUUAGUGUUGCAUGUCUUACAUGCAGCUGCCUGGCGUAUUUUUCACUCGUUCGCACUAGGAUGUUUACUCAAAGCACAAAGUGAAAAUAAGUACCUCGUCAAGCAUUAUCUUAAGUAUUACGCCCAUGUACAUGCAGAUGACGCCAAAAGGAGUGCAUUCGAUGCCUGGAAGAGAGUCUAUAACCUCUCGCUCGUCAUGGUUUAUGUGUCUUUCGUCGGACUUGCUUACAAAACCUACGAUUUACCUGUACAGUGGACAGUCGGCACUGAGCUGCUCAAACAUACUGUCGGCGCUCUCUUGAUUGCAUUACAAGUAUGGUGCGCACUCGAAUCACACGAGGUUUUGGGUAAUUUCGGUUGGUUUUUUGGUAACUUCUUCCUCGAAGACUACCCAUCAAGGUUGGAAUACACUGGUAUUUACAGAUACGUCAAUGAUCCGGAAAGAUCUAUGGGCGGUGCUGCUUUAUUUGGUAUCGCACUCAUCAGUGGAUCUCCAAUUACAUUCGCAGUUGCUGUAUUUAGUUAUAUUCUCCACUGGUGGUUCUUAUCCUUCGUUGAGAAUCCACACACACAAAAGCUCUAUGGCAAGGCGGUCAGGAAGACCGGCGGUGCUGCUAGGACCAUAAAAAAUGCGGUCAAGAGUGGUAGAAGAAGAUCGAGCUUGUUUAAUGCCGCUACUGAGAACAAGAUUGAUAAAGUCGCGAAAGAUGUUCAAGGCCACGUCAAUAAAGUUUAUGACGAGACUGUUGACGUCGUUGAGGAAUUUAUCAAGAAUGCAAAACCUUCAGUUAACAAGGUUGUCCAAGAUACACGUGUUCUUCUUCAUCAAUCCAGAGAGAAGCUCGUCAUCACUCGCGUUGAUAAAGAUCUUUCUGCUUAUGAUUUGUCAAAAUACUCCAUUAAUCUUAAGCCUUCUAUUUCGCCACGCCAACCUAUGUCUUACCAUCUUGGUGAAUCAAUCCAAGUUGAAUGGACUGCUCCAGUCAAUCACUCCCGUAAAGAUUGGAUAGGAGUAUACCGCGUUGGUGCGAACAAAGACCAUCUAGUUACUAGAAUCUCCUCACAAGGAAAAUGGCAAGCAAUUCAUGAGGAAGAAUUCGAUGGCGCACGUCCAGUACCUGAGAGACCACAUGUUGAAAAUGCCAGUGGCUCAUCUAGCCAAGAUCUCCAGAAGGGGAUAGUAACAUUCCGUUCAAACAGCCUUCCGUGGAAUGUUGGUAGAUAUGAAUUCAGAUAUCACCAUGCUGGUAAACACAAUGUUAUGGCAUCUUGUGGACCUAUCGAAAUAUUUGUCGAUAAGCCAACAGAUCCUGAUGGAUUCGAACCCGUUAGGAACAACCUUAGCAGAUCAGUUGCAUUUGCACUCGACUGCGAGCCAACACUGGUACCUUCCGCCAGUUGGCAUCAUCUUCCCGAGGAUACACCCUUGGAUGAAGCGCGUAAAAUGCAGGAUGAAGAUGAUAUGGUCAUCAUGAAUGAUACGCAAGCUAAACGUAUAGCUUUGGCUAUAAAAGAAGCUCAUGACGUUGAUUUCACACCUGCUGUUAUCAUAGCUGAUGCGAACCUAUCAAGACUGACCCAGAGGGUGCUAGAUACCCGGAGAGUGCUGGGCAUAGUAGAACAUCGUACUCCUGCGGUGACAGACGGGUAGAGAAGAUGAUAGAGUGCUUCAAUUCGGUCAAUUUUAAAGUGAUUUUCUAUAUGGAAUAACUUGAAUAAAUAAAUUACAAAUGGAUCUAUAACAACCUCCUUCUUGAUGCUGUGCGUUGGUAAGGGCGAAGAACCCAUUCUGUGUCUGCAGCUGUGUUUUCGAUUGUCCCUUGUUUGAUUUCGUAGGGCUUUAACUCAAAUCUAGGACCGACUUCAGCGAGUUGCACUUCUUUAUGUGAGGUUUUAACGUAUACGUGGUGUCUA